AUGAACCGUGUGAUGUGUGUGUUGGCCGUUCUGCUGUGCAUCGCCUGCGGGUAUGCCAUGGCGGCUUCUGCUGCUGAGAUUAAAGAAAAUAAGGACAUUUUGGUCCCAGGCAAACGAGACGGGGAAGAAGCAGGGAAUGAGGUAGAAGUUCCGCCAGAGUCAGCAGAACCUCCUACAGAUAAAGGUGAGACAGGGGAGACUGGCACAACAGGAGGCGAAGAAACAGAGGAAGAGGAAGGAGAAGGUGAAGAUGCUGGCACAGAUGAUGAUGGAACAACUGAAGAGGAACAACCUCCUAAUGUUGAAGAUGAAGAAAACAAUGGAACAGAUGGGGAUCAAGGUAACACUGACCAACCUGGGAAACCAGAAGGAGAGACAACCCCUGCUCCCGAGAAACCUGAAGAAACCCCCAGCGAGGAUCCUGAAACACAAGAACCCACUUCCACUAACGCACCAAGCAACGAGCAGAAGCCGGGCGAUGCUGACAGCAGUUUCAGCCCUGUGUGGAUGCGCACUGCCGCACCUCUGCUGAUUGUGGCU
Molecule: messenger RNA, 540 nt
Organism: Trypanosoma theileri
Lineage: Eukaryota; Euglenozoa; Kinetoplastea; Trypanosomatida; Trypanosomatidae
Exons: 1
Source: RefSeq, a predicted model, not a curated record